Molecule: messenger RNA, 462 nt
Organism: Mycotypha africana
Lineage: Eukaryota; Fungi; Mucoromycota; Mucoromycetes; Mucorales; Mycotyphaceae
Exons: 1
Source: RefSeq, a predicted model, not a curated record
AAAUCGUCGGUACAGCCAAAGCCAACGAAAGCCUCUUUAUUGCGUUUACAAGCGAAACAGCAACAUGAGCUACCUUCAUCCCUCGCUCCGGCAAUGACAAAAACGACAUCUUCACAGAUGAGGAAAGGGUUGCAAUCGCAACAAAGCUCUUCAACAUCUACUACAUCUCCUUAUACUUCGGCAGGACCUUCUGCUGGUCUAAAGGCUUUUAUGGCAAAACAAAGAGCUCGUAUGGCGAACGAUAAAUCCAAGGCAUCAGAAAUCAAUACAGAAGACAAUCAUUGGCAGCCGAUAAGUGCUAAAAACUAUUCUAACCAGGAUAGUAGUAGGCCUGCAGUAGAAGCAGAUUCAUUGCAUUCGCAACGAAAAUUAGCAGUAAUAAUAAAGCAAGCCAAGGCCUCUGGUAGAUUGGAUAUUGCAAGCCGAUCAUUAACUAGAAUACCGAAAGAAGUAAUUGAAAUG